UUCGAGAAGAGCGCCGCCGCCCCGACGUCGUUGUAGGGGGAAACCCGUCGCGCACUUUUUUCGCGCUUUCGUAAAGACGCGCGCGCUCGCGCCUCCAACUAGUGUAGUCGGCGUCGUCGCGACGCAGAACGGAAAUGCGCGUACUCCUACUAGCGUUGGGCCUUUUGGCCCUCGGUUCAGACCUCGGUUGCGACGCUCACUUCUUGGGAACAGUGGAGCGAGGUCCAUGCCAGGCCAAGAACCCGCUGGGCCGCGGCUUCCUGGACGGGACGUGCAUGCCGAUGAUCAAGUGCAAGGAGACGCUGCGUGGCAUCAUCCGACUCAACUUCCCGGUCAUCUGCGGCUUCGAACUGCUCAGGCCCAUCGUGUGCUGCCCCAAUAUGGGACGUCCCGCUUCGGGAUCAGGAGGAGGAGGAGCACCAGGGGAUAUUAGAAACCCGCUGGACCCGUUUAACGUGUUAGACGACAUCUUUAAAGGCAUCCCGGGGCUAGGACCGGCAGUGGGAGGCCCACAUGCCGGCGCAAUUGGACCGUUUGGCCCCUAUGGAGUCAACAUCCCAGGCGUCAAUUCGUUUGAGGACUAUACGCGCUUCCUCGGACUCCCACCUCAAGGGCACAACUUUGGAGCGAUACCAGGCCCUUACGUUCCCCUGAUACCGCAUUUGCCACCAGGUGGCAGCUUCGGAAUUCCAUUCAAUCCCCAAGGCAAUCCGCCAGGACGGGAACCACAAGUUCCUCACCAGCCCUUCCCGCCUCAUGGCGGUGGCUCUGGAAUUCCCGUUAGGCCAGAGGACAACUAUCCUCCAGAUGUGGGCCCCCAGCCACCGUACGGGAACUCCCCCGGAACCGGGCCGGUCCCGCCUCGACCGGGAAGCGGAGGCGGCGAACCAGUGAUUCCGUCAAGACCAGCGAUUCCGUCAAGACCAGUUGUUCCGCCAACGCCAGCUGACAAGCCAGGCAAGCGGCCAGCACCUAGCGGUGGCAGCAAUCCUCCAGGGGAGGGGGACGAUGCCGGCGCGCCAUGCGACAAGCCAGAGUGCGAGCCCGGAGACUCCUACAUCCACUUAAUCGACCCGAGGAGAGGGAAAAACUGAACGCCGAACGAGACAGCGCCGGCCGACCUGCAGCCGGACCACGCUGCACGAGCCGCUUCACCACGUUGUUUCUUGAGCAGAGCUUUUUUUUUUUUUCCGCUUCCAUGAAUCAUCCGCAAAGAGGAGGCGUGCACCGUCAAGGCUCGAGUUAUAAGAGCAAAAAUUAAGCGCUUCUUCGCCUCCUCAAAUUACGUAAAAGUAAAAUUAAAGGAGGCGCAGCUUCAAAGCAGAGGAUACACCUCUGCCAACGUUAUAGUAGUAUGCUUUGACGUCGUGCGUGCAAAACAAAAUCGAUCGACUUCGGUGUGUUGAUUCCGGGUUCGGCGUUGCACUUUUCGCUCGGGCGAAAGGCGUUUGGCGACGACACUCUAUUACAGACGGUACACAUUUUGACUAAGACACAAGCGAGUCGAUGACGUGUUCAGCUUGCUGGCCAUCGCCUGCUGAGAAAAUAAAUGUACGGCUUCGGGGUCUUGCAAGUCAGUACGUGUAACACGCGCUUAUCACACCAUCAUUUGCAAGGAUACGAUAUGGUGUUUUCAUUCAAUAAUAGUCUUCCUUCACUUAUUACGUGAGAACCGCUGUGAGACCGUUCUAAUGUUGUCACGCGCGAUACUGAAAGGAACUAGACCUUGACGAAAGUUUUCAUGACAGUGUCGAAACUCAGACACAACAUACUGUGAAAGCACCCUGUCGUUACUGCUGUUGUGUGAUGAAAGAGAAAUAAAGACGUACGCAUGAA
Dermacentor andersoni is the source of this 1836-nucleotide messenger RNA. RefSeq lists its product as uncharacterized. NCBI's taxonomy places the organism in Eukaryota, Metazoa, Arthropoda, Arachnida, Ixodida, Ixodidae. The record is from RefSeq and is a predicted model, not a curated record.